AUCAAUAUACAGACUGAAAUCUAAUGAUGUUCAAUUGAUGAUGCUGAGGCUUUGAGUCUCCCUCUGAAUUCCUAUCAAUUUUUUCCUCCAUUGCUUCAUUUCUUACUGUAAGUUGAAAACUUUCUUCGGGGUUCAGCCAUGACUACGUCUGCCUUGCGUAGGCAGGUUAAAAAUAUUGUGCACAAUUAUUCUGAGGCUGAAAUUAAGGUGCGUGAGGCCACUUCCAAUGAUCCCUGGGGCCCUCCUAGUUCUUUAAUGUCUGAGAUUGCAGACUUGACCUUUAACACAGUGGCAUUCGCAGAGGUCAUGGGUAUGAUCUGGAGGCGACUCAAUGAUAGUGGCAAAAACUGGCGUCAUGUCUACAAGGCCCUGACUCUUCUGGACUACCUCAUCAAAACAGGCUCAGAGAAGGUGGCUCAUCAGUGCCGGGAAAACUUGUACACCAUUCAGACUUUAAAGGAGUUCCAAUACAUAGACCGCGAUGGCAAAGACCAGGGCAUAAAUGUUCGGGAGAAGGUCAAGCAGGUUAUGAGCCUGCUAAAGGAUGAGGAGAGGCUGAAGCAGGAGAGAACCUAUGCCCUGAAAACCAAGGAGCGGAUGUCUCUUGAGGGCAUGGGCAUCAGCAGCAGCAGCAACAGCCAGCAACUUUCUUAUGGACGACGAGCUUCACAGUAUGGAGAUGACUAUGGAAGGUCGAGAGGUUCUCCAUCCUCUUUCAACUCCUCUUCGUCAUCUCCUCGGUUCAGUUCAGACCUGGAACAGGCAAGACCACAGACUACAGGAGAAGAGGAACUUCAGCUGCAGCUUGCCCUGGCCAUGAGUCGAGAAGAAGCAGAGAAGCCACUUCCUCCAGUUUCCAGUACGGAUGAAGAUCUGCAGUUACAGAUAGUGCUCACCCUGAGCAAACAAGAGCAUGAGAAGGAAGUGAGAGCGUGGAAAGGAGAAAAUUCACUGUUACAAAAGGCACUGGAAGAGAGCAACCUGGGUGCAGAGGAGGACAACGAAAAUGAUAAGAUGAAGAAAAGCCAGUCUUCUGUGAUGGAGCUGGCAGACAUUUUUGGACUACAACCUGUAACUUCUACCCACACGUCAGCUGACCCGUGGGAUAUUCCAGGUGGGGGUUAUCUUCGAUCAGUUGAGGGUUGGAACCAUGAUACGGCGUUUUCUCCUGCUUUUUCUCCUCCAGCUUUGCCCCUGUCCGGUUCUUGGGAGCUUAACAAUACUAAAUCGACAGUGGAAUCAACAGGUACAUCCUGGUGUCCCACUGCAGACCCCUGGGUUCCUGUAUCUUCUGUGGAUCCUCCUAGUCAGGCAACAUCAUCAGCUAAUCAAGCCUCUCCAGGGCCCUGGAAUCUUCCACCCGUUUCUGCCUCCUCCUCUGAUCCCUGGGUAAUGAAGUCUCUGCCUUCAAAUCUCUCAUCUUCGGAUCCCUGGGGAAAGCCCUCGCAGUCUCCUCCAGUCACUACUUCCACUGCUGAUCCCUGGGGAGGCUCUACUGAUAAACCUUCCGCAGCUAGCAAUGCUGCUUUUGACUUGUUUGCAAAACUACCAGAACAAGUGGAUCAGCCAGAGCAUGACAACAUCCAGGCUCCAUCAUCUGUGAAAUCUAACAGCCCUGUAGAUGUGGAUCUGUUUGGGGACAUUAUUCCAAGCACCAAGGAGAAUGGAGUCAAGAAUAAGGACAUUUUUGACAUUACAGGUUUAGAAGACUCUCUUCCUGAUCCUAAGAAGGACAAAAAGGAUUCCAAAACGCCAGAGACCUUUCUUGGCCCAAAUGCCUCUUCUUUGGUUAAUUUAGACUCCUUGAUUACAGCUCCCCAGAGCUUGAAAUCUCGUAAUCCAUUCUUGGCAGGUCUCAGCACGCCCUCUCCCACCAAUCCAUUCAACACUAUCGACCAGCCCAAACCAACUCUCAAUCAGAUGCGAACCAGCUCCCCAGUACCCAGCGUAGCUAUGGGAAUGCCCAUGAACUCCAUGACCUAUAGCACUUCCCUCCCUCUUCCGCUCAGCAGCAUCCCAUCAGCAAUGACACUUCCGGCCUCCAUGAGUGCCUUCCCUCAGGCUGGCGCAAGGCCUUUCCCAGAGAUACCCACCAAUUUGCCUCAACCUCUUCUACCACUGUCUGAUUCAGGUCCUGCUCCACUACCUUCUCAAGGCAGUAUGAACCCUUUCCUUUGAGAAGAUGCAGUCUGCAUUGUGUAAACCCUCUUGUCCCUUCCCCAGCUGUGACGGAAAUCCUCCCAUGCCAAAGCAUCAUGGGUACUGACUCAUACAUUGGGAUGAAGGACAUUUCUCCCUGGAUGCUCAUCUUCUCGAUCCUGCCCAGGACAGAGACAAGCUAGCAUGAACCUCCUCGCUUGAAGAGUUAAAACGAGAAACCAGCUGCUCCUUCGUGGUGAAUGCUGCUUCUGGUGGUAUUUAAGGACAUUCUGGUCACUAACUGGCACUGUUUCAAUGGGCAUUAAGCCCACCAGAAGUCCCUUAAGAAGGGCUUUAAUUUUUGAGGGCCUCUGUUCUCAAUGUUUUCUUUUUUUAACCCUGGUACACAUGGAAAUUAAGAUAAAACAUAACAUCAACUCCUAAAGAUUGUCCCCGUAGAGGGAAGGGAUGUUUUUGUAAGUUGCAUAGAAAACACAAACACUUUUGCCAAAGCUUGCAGCUUCACGGCACGCACGACAAGGGCACGGUCUCAUUUCUGGAGAUCAGGACAGCUCAGCAAGUCGAGUGGUGCUAUGUACGAGAGAAGAAAUCGGAUUUAUUUUGCCAACGGCACUUUCAGAGGGUUGCCUAAUAAAGAAAAACCUCUUUCUCAGCUUCAGUCACCCAGUGACACUGUGGAAAAACUCAAAAGUCUGCAAUUAGAAGACCCACAUUUUACGACCACAAAACUUGCAUAAAUAUUCCUCUUGUGCGUUCUUUGUGCUGGUUGCAAAGUAUAGAGCCGGUGCUGAAACAUACCGUUGGGGACCAGUAAGGAGGAGAGAGAGGCCAUUUUUAUUUUUGAAAAACGUGUGCAGAGCAAGACUAUGAGACUGGACAAUCUAUGGAAACAUCUGAAUCGCUGGUAACACGGUGGGUGAAAGAGAAUGGGGUAGCAUGAAGAAUUCAUCUCCAGCCCCUGAUCGCUGGAAAUUUGACCAAAUUCCUCUGACUUCUAAUUAGAAUUAAUUGCUAAAUGUACUGAAUAAUAAAUUACUAGAUGUAUUGAAUAAUAAACUUGGCUUUUAUAAAAACCCAAUACUGAGAUGCUCAGGACUCUGAAAAAGCUACCAUUCUUCAUACUUAGAGGAGUCCACCGUUCCUGGUCACCCAGCUUUUCACUUGAUGCUCCUGUGUUUGGAAUCCAGUGUCUCUCUGCCUACUUUGAGUCAGAUUACUUUUUUAAAAAAGCAUUGUACGACUUAUUUGUACAAUCUGGUUCCCCACUUGCUGUCUCUAUGGGUGACCUUUUAGCUACAUGUCUGAGCAAAGUCUGUGUUCCAGUCACCUCUCCAUCUCUUGCUCACGCCCCUUGAACUCCAACAUUUGGGAUGGCAACCCAGAAAAUGAGAAAUGUUCCAGCAAGGGCUGAUCCCACAGUGCAAAACCACUGGAAUAAGCAUACUAGGCUUUGUGAAGCCCGUGAGAAAAAUGAGGAGAGCUUUAAAGGAAGCAAAUCAUGGCUGCCUCCAUUUGAAUAUGACUCCAAGCACCUUGAUCUGCAAGGAACUGUUUUGUUGUGUCUUGGGGCAAUUAUCUGGAGCUCAGACCUGCUUCAACAGCUUGGAGAAAUCCAGAUAACUACUUUAUUCGCUGGCUUUCAUUUUUCAGUCAGCUUCUCCCACCCAUGUCCUUCCAAGAUACUAAGACUGUGUUGAAAACCAAUAUGCUGGAAUGGAAGGUCUCUUUACAGCAUGAAGUUAAUAUCCAAAUUACCAGCUGUGUCUUAACUUUGGGUUUUAGCAUGCCAGUACGAGUUGCAUCUGCAGGACAAGAUGAUUCUGGAGCACUGAUCCACUAGGUCCAGUCCAGAGGUGGUGAUACAGUCACAGUGGCUUUAUCGCCAGCGCAUAAGCACUACAACAUCAGUUAUCAUACCAAUAACAGACUUUCUGAUUAUAAUGGAACAUAGGAAAAACUAAUAUGCAGUCAAUAAAGUGUUCAAAUGUG
This is a messenger RNA of Heteronotia binoei (common prickly gecko), 4149 nucleotides long. RefSeq names its product epsin 3 (gene EPN3). The transcript has 9 exons. NCBI's taxonomy places the organism in Eukaryota, Metazoa, Chordata, Lepidosauria, Squamata, Gekkonidae. Gene Ontology annotation, molecular function: clathrin binding; phospholipid binding. The record is from RefSeq and is a predicted model, not a curated record. Gene Ontology annotation, biological process: endocytosis. The coding region runs from base 139 to 2178 and encodes 679 amino acids. Gene Ontology annotation, cellular component: clathrin vesicle coat; plasma membrane; endosome.